Messenger RNA from Caenorhabditis elegans, 273 nucleotides. RefSeq names its product Protein with signal anchor (gene F56D6.14). The transcript has a single exon. The record is from RefSeq and is marked reviewed. The coding region runs from base 1 to 273 and encodes 90 amino acids. Lineage: Eukaryota; Metazoa; Nematoda; Chromadorea; Rhabditida; Rhabditidae.
AUGCAUACCAUCCAGCUUAUCGUGUUGUCUGCUAUCUGUGCAUCUUCAUUUAUGGCUCAUGCAUCCGACCGUCCUGCUCGUGACAGCUUUGAUGAUCGUGAUAAGGAAUUCGACCGUAAUUACGAGAAAACCAAAAAAUUUGUCGAUGAUACAUACGACACCGUAACAAUCAUCCUGAUCGUUGGAGCAGUGUGUGGUGUUAUUGCACUUAUCGCAACCAGCAUUGGAGUGAUCAUCUCAGUCUAUUGCUGUACCCGUAACAGGGAUUAUUGA